UAUCUAUAAAGAAUUCAGGGAUUUUAGCAUUUAUUCACAAGAAUUUUCAACGAAAAAAGCUCUUUGUCUGUGAUUCCACUUGGUCAGUUUUGACGGCCACGCCAACCAUGCAGGCUCCCUAUUAAUCGGCUCCGCGCCUCGUCACUAUCAUUAUGAAGUCUGUAGUUUAGUCAUCUAAAACAUUAAAUAUAACACCCACCUAUUUAAUACCCAAAUGAAUACUUUGUUUUGACAGGAAUACUUACUCUAUGGACAGUCAUUUUUUAAAUCUGAUAGACAGGCUUGGUAUCAUUCUUAUUUUUAAAUGAAUGUGCUCCAUUUUUGCAUUCAUUUUGGGGGACAUUCAUCACUUCAUUUGAAUACAGCACCUACUCGAAAACUUUAAAUUUCCUCCUCAAAUAAUGGGACUUUAUUUUGAAAGCAAGUCAAACGGAUGAAGGAUUGUCACAAACCUUCCUGAUAAACUGACCAAUCCACUUGAAGGGGCGGGACUUUUGCGGACCACAGCUAUUUCUUCUGUUAUAUCUUGGCUACUUCGCGUCUGGUCUUACUGUCUGACGAAACGGAAUUGUUCGUCGUUUUCAACAGAUUCCUCUUCCAGGAUUCCUAAAAUGUUCCUCCAACGUCAUCGGUAACAGCGAAAGAAAGACUGAACGACGGACAAACAGUUUUAACUUUACAAUUUGAAACGCUCCACAACAGGACUAUACCCUCUCCUUUUUUCUUCUUUGGACUUGAAGUAGACGCAGUGUUUUGAGUUCCUUCUAACGUGGUGACUUUUGGUUUUAAAAGCAACUUUUCUAUGCUUCCAUCCUUGAGAGGAAGCAUUUCAGAGCCUUUUUGUACUUUUUUCGGAAAUGCGAUAUUACUCUUAUGAGUAGGAAUGGCCUGUUUUUCUCCAUAGCUUCAUGUAAAGUGUUAUUUUUUCACGUCCAGCUCUUGGCUCAGGAGACCAAAUUGCUGCAAGUUGUGGACACACGAGCGCGUGUAGCGCAUCGACUUUGGCGUCAAUGGAUCGUCACUUCAGUUUGAUUUCGAUUUGGCUCCAACUGGAACUUUGCGCCAUGGCUGUCCUUCUCACUAAAGGGGAAAUAAGGUGUUACUGUGAUGCACCUCACUGUGUGGCCACAGGAUACAUGUGCAAGUCUGAGCUAAACGCCUGCUUCACCAAGGUGUUGGACCCACUAAGCUCCAACUCUCCCCUCACACACGGGUGUUUAGACCCCAUCGCCAACGCUGGCGACGUCUGCAGCAACCAGAGGGCCUCAGACGCCCUCGCCGGUGCCGCCACUCUGGACUGUUGCCACGACGACAUGUGUAACUACAGAGGCCUGCAUGACCUGGCACACACAAGGGACUCCACAGAUCAUGGUCGAUACCAGCAAGAGGGCAACAACAGAAACCUGGUGACGCGUGUUCAGGAGUUAGCCUCGGCCAAGGAGGUGUGGUUCCGAGCUGCGGUGAUCGCCGUCCCCAUCGCCGGCGGCCUCAUACUGGUGCUACUCAUCAUGUUGGCGCUGCGUAUGCUGCGCAGUGAGAACAAGCGGCUACAGGAUCAACGGCAGCAGAUGCUGUCGCGGCUUCACUACAGCUUCCACGGCCACCAUACCAAGAAAGGCCAUGUGGCAAAGCUGGACUUGGAGUGCAUGGUGCCCGUCACGGGUCACGAAAACUGCUGUCUGACCUGCGAUAAGAUGAGGCAGACGGACCUCAGUAAUGAUAAGAUACUAUCCCUCGUCCACUGGGGAAUGUACAGCGGCCAUGGCAAGCUGGAGUUUGUAUGAUUCCCUGUCUAGGAGAAACUCAAGUGUUGCAGACGUUUUUUUUUUACUGUGGAAAAAAACAUUCCCAUUUUGUCUCACAUUGGACUGUUGGGUCUGUGAUUUCAUUUAUUUUUAACAGUGGCAAAAAAAAAAAAAAAAAAUACGAGACUGAUCUCAUGCCGUGUGGUUUUUGCUAGAGGAGCACUUUACUUGAAAAAUGAAAAGGCUAACCAGCGAGGAGCCGUGUUUAAAACCAAGAGGGCGGGGACCGAGGUGGAACGAGAGCACCCGAAAAUCCUGGACCUGUACACUGCGCGCUGAAGGAUUCCACAUCAAUCCGAAUUUUGCACAUUUGUAUAAAAGUUGUUGCUGAAAAAGUAAUUUUUACACUGACGCCAGGGUACAAAGACUUGUUUGAGGAGUUAAAAGUGUAGGUGUGCGCACUCCUCUGUGUACAUUCAAGCUUAUUGUAAAGAUUUUGAAAGUAUAUAUAUAUAUUUUUUGUCUGAUUCAAACUGUCCAGUGUGUCUUGUUUUAGUUGAAUGUUCACCAUCGCUCUGUGUGAUCAGACUUUAAGCUUGAUUGAGCGUGAAAGGCUUCAUUAAAAGUGACUUUUUAUUUAUUUGACUUAUUGAAGUUUUUUUUUUUUUCCCCCCUCAUAGAUGCCGGUUAAUUAUACCGGGGAUGCACACGCAAUUGUGGUUAUAUUUCUGGAUAGGGCAGCGUGUAUGAAGCAGGAUGCAAAAGUGUGCCUAGCAAGGUGAUGUCUGUGUGGGGGUGAAGUUGUGAACAGUGAGGCCUUGUUUCGUAGUUGAGCUGCUUCCCCUCAGAGGUUAAGUUUUUUUCCCCGUCUGCACUGCUUAUACCUGGUUCUUCUGGUGUUGGUAGAUAUAUGAUAGCCCCUGUCUACUAGCACGUGUGCACUGUUAUGAUUGCUAUUUGCUGGCAAAGGUUUCUGAGCUCAUGUUUUUUUUCAUGAAGACAAACUCAACCAUUCCAACCAAUAUUCAGGGUUCCGCGAGUGCUUUUUUAAAGUAUCUUAAAUAAAAAAUCCGGAUAAUCAAGGUCUUAAAUUGUCUUAAAUAGAGGUCGACCGAUAUGGGAUUUUCAAAUGCCGAUGCCAAUGCGGAUAAGUUAAAAAAAAAAAAAAAUCAGCCGAUUGCCGAUUUAUUUAUUUUUUUGCCGAUUUAAUUUUUUUUUUUAAAGCAAGUAUAUUAUAAGGGCAAUCAUUAAAAAAUUGCUUCAACAGCGUCAAAUUUAAAAUGAUGACCUGAGACAUAAAUGAUUAAUUCAGUCUACAGUGGUAUGAAAAAGGUAUCUGACCCUUUUGGAAUUUCUUACAUUUCUGCAUAUAAUCACAUUGAAAUGUGAUCUGGUCUUUAUCAAAAUCACACAGAUGAAAAAACAGCGUCUGCUUUAACACCACCCAAACAUUUAUAGGUUUUCAUAUUUUAAUGAGGAUAGUAUGCAAACAAUGACAGAAGGAGGAAAAGUAAGUGAAGCAUCAUUUUUAAUAUUUUGUGAAACUUUUGAAUUCAUUCUUCCAUUAAUGAUUGCAAGUUGUCCAGGCCCUGAGGCAUCAAAGCAGUACUAAAUCAUGAUGCUCCCGCCAACAUGCUUUACGGUGGAGAUGAGUUGAUGUUGGUGAGCUGUUACAUUUUUCCUCCACACAAGAUGUUCUGUGUUACUCCCAAACAAUUCAACUUUGGUUUCAUCAGUCCACAAAAUAUUUGCCAGAACUUAUCUGGAUUGUCCAAGUGCCUUUCUGUGAACAUUAAACGAGCAACAAUGUUUUUUUUUUUAGGCAGCAGUGACUCCCUCUGUGGAGUCCUUCCAUGUACACCAUUCUUGGCCAUAGUUUUACAUAUAGUUGAUGUGUGCACAGAGACAUUGAACUGUGCCGGUGAUUUCUGUACAUCUUUAGCAGACACCGUAGUGUUCUUUUUUACCUCUCUGAGUAUUCUGCCCUGAACUCUUGGCGUCAUUUUUGGUGGACGGUCACUCCUUGGGAGAGAAGCAACAGUGCCAAACUCCAUUUAUAGACAACACCUCUCUGACUGUCGAUUGAUAGACAUCCAGACUUUUAGAGAUGGUUUUGUAUCCUUUCCCAGCUUCAUAAUAAUCAACAAUCCUUGAUCGCAGGUCUUCAGACAGCUCUUUUGGCCGAGCCAUGAUGCACAUCAGACAAUGCUUCUCAUCAAGACAUUUCUUAUCAGGUGUGUGUUUUAUAGUGGGCAGGGCAGCUUUAAACCACUAAUCAGUGAUUGGGCGCACACUUAACUUAAAAUGUUUGGUAAAAAUUGGUUUCAAUUGCUCUAAGUCUCCUUAGGCAGAGGGUUCACUUACUUAUUUUUCCCCCUUCUAUUAUUGUUUGCAUUCUAUCCCCAUUAAAAUAAUGAAAACUUAUAAUGUUUGGGUGGUUUUAGUUAAAGCAGACAUUGUAAUUUCAUCUAUGCAUGCAAUUUUGACAAUGAUCAGAUUACAUUUGAUGGUGAUUUUAUGCAGAAAUGUGAAAAAUUCCAAAAGGUUUCGAUACUUUUUAAUACCACUGUAGUGCCACUAAGCCAACAAACGCAACAGUUACUUUUAUGAUUACACACAUUGAGCAAGAACAGUACAUUAUUUUCAAAUAAUUAAUUCCAUCAGGUCGUCACUACGAACUGUAAACAAGUGAGAGUUUAAUAAGAUGCUCGCCAUGCUACUGCUAAUGCUAACGCAAAUGCUAUGCUCACACUACAAGCAGUGUUGUUAAUCUUACUUGAAAAAAGUAAUGUUAGUUACAAAUUACUUCUCCCAAAAAGUAAUUGAGUUGGGAACGCAGUCACAUCAACGUAAGAGAAAUUACAGUAAUUUUCGGCCUAUGAGUCGCAAAUUUUUUCCCUCAUUUUGAAUCCUUCGGCUUAUAGUCCAGUGCGGCUUAUUUGUUGAUUUAUUUGGGUUAAUACGUAACACUUUAUUUGACGGCGGCGUCAUAAGACCGCCAUAAUUAUGACAUGACACUAUCAUGGGCAUUAAUGAAUGCUUAUGACAGAUGUCAUUAAGUGUCACCUGCAAAAUUAUGUCACUAACUCCAUUUAUGUCCAGCUCGGAUCUUUUACAUCUAUUCAAAAGUGAGAUAAUUUGCCAGGUUAUACAAAAUGACAUCUGUCAUACUCAUGGCAGUGUCAUGUCAUACUUACGACCGUCCUAUGGCGCCAUUGUCAAAUAAAGCAUUACCAAAUACUAUAACUACCAAUUAAUGAAACAACUGGAACAGUAACUGCAGAAAUAAUUAGCACCGAACAUGAAUUUUGAUUGUUAUUUACAUCUGUAGCGCUACAAUGCAUGCUAGGAGGCAUGUUGGACGAAAGUAGUGUUGACAGCAGGUGGCAGCAGAGGUUGACUGUAUCCCCCAAGUGAGCAGUGAUAUGCAAAUUAAGCUUCUUGAAGCAAUGAAACUUUGCAGCUAAUUGGUUCAAAGCUUCAUGGUAAUUCAUUUGGUUUAUGACAGUCUUAUGAUGCCACUGUCAAAUAUAGUGUUACCGAUUAAUAUCUUUUGGUGUAAAUAUCUCAUAAUACUGUGAGGACAGCUGCAGUUUAUACUCCGGUGUAGCUUAUCGCUGAACAAAUGCCGUUUUCGUGUCAAAUUUGGUGGGUGGCGGCUUUUAGUCGGUUGUGCCUUGUAGUCCGAAAAUUAUGGUAAUCAAAAACUUUUACUUACUUUACUUUACCCAGAGACUUCAUAAUGAUAUUGAUGGGAGACGUGGAUCGGAGGCGAUUAAUAGGGGGCCUGCAUUGUUGGCGUGGCAGACAAAGAGCUUUUUUCGUUGUAAAUACUUGUGACUAAAUGCUUAAAUCCCUGGAUUCUUUAUAGAUAUGGAUGUAAAACAGUCUCGAUUCUUGAUUAAAAGCCAAAAAAAAAAAACAUGCAGUUAGCUUUUAUUUUACAUAAAUAUGUCGAAGUACGAUGCUAGUCUGUCAGUCAAUGUGGUGGCUGCCAUAUGUAAACAGAGCUUUUCUGGUGAAAAUUCUUGUGAGUAAACGCUUAAAUCCCUGAAUUCUUUAUAGAUAUGGACGUAAGACAGUCUCGAUUCUUGGUUAAAAGCAAAAAAAAAAAAAAAAAUAGUGCAGUUAGCAUUUAUUUUACGUAAAUACUGUAUGUCGAAAAAUGAUGCUAGUCUGUUAGUCAAUGUGGCGGCCGCCUAAUGUAAACAGAGCUUUUCCGGUGAAAAUUCUUGUGAAUAAAUGCUUAAAUCCCCGAAUUCUUCAUAGAUAUGGGUGUAAGACAGUCUCAAUUCUUGGUUAAAAGCAAAAAAAAGGUGCAGUUAGCAUUUAUUUUACUUAAAUAUCUCGAAGUCCAAUGCUAGUUUGUUAGUGAAUGUAGCUAGUGGCCGCCAUAUGUAAACAGAGCUUUUCUGGUGAAAAUUCUUGUGAAUAAAUGCUUAAAUCCCCGAAUUAUUUACAGAAAUGCACGUAAGACAGUCUCGAUUCUUGGUUAAAAGCAAAAGCAAAAAAAAAAAAACAUGCAGUUCGCAUUUAUUUUACGUAAAUAUGUUGAAGAAUGAUGCAAGUCUGUUAUUUAAUGUGGCGGCUGCCUUAUGUAAACAGAGCCUUUCUGGUGAAAAUGAUUGAGAAUAAAUGCUUAAAUCCCUGAAUUCUUUAUAGAUAUGGACGUAAAACAGUCUCAAUUCUUGGUUAACAGCAAAAAAAAAAAGUGCAGUAAGCAUUUAUUUUUCGUACUGUAAAUACAGUAUGUCGAAGAAUGAUGCUUGUCUGUUAGACAAUUUGGCGGCAGCCUUACAACAAAGAGCUGUUUACAUUGAAAAUUCUUGUGGAAAAAACGAAAAAUAUAAUAAUUACCUUGAAUCCUCGAACAAAUCACUCCUGAGACAACCCUUCCUGUUUGUAUGUGGCACAGCUUUCAUACUAUUUGAACAUGAAUCCGGCAUUGGAUGUGUUGCUGCGACCGACUGAAGCGGAUUGUGGGAUGGCUCCCUACUUGAAGGCAUGGCGCAGUGAAGGUUGAAUCUGACCCGUCAAUAUCAUUAUGGAGUCUAUGUUUUACCUUUACUUUAAAACCUUUUACUUAAGAACCGGGUGGCCCCUGGUGAAAGCAACAGAAGUGCCCAGUACAAAAUACGGAUGUGACAAUAUAUUGAAAAGGUGCUAUCUACUUUGUAGCCCAAAAGGUUAUCGAUAUGCUCCCACCAAAAAUCUAUAUAUAUCGUUUUAACAAGGUCGACGUUAGCUCACUGGCUGCCACUGAUGGCGCUAAACAUCCAAUUCAUUUUGACUUGAUUGGACGUCUGCCGCUAUCAAUGGCACUGAAACCACAGCAUUCACAGCCAACUUUGGGGCGAUUUACAGGUCACUUCCGGUUAAUUUUACGACAUUUACAGGUUUCAUCCUGUUAAUUUUACUAUUCGUUUGGGGACAUUCUUGAGUCACUUCCUUUUCACUAACCCAAAUUCAUCAGGAAAUGACCUGUUAAAGUGCGUACUACAGGAUAAAAAAAAAGUCUUAAAUAGCAUUAUUAUGUGAAUUAGGAUCAUAUUUUGCAACGAUUCAACUAUAUACAACAAUUUGGCAAAGUGCAGAUGACGAGAAAUUAGUCUUUUAAUCCGCCGUUUAGCCAUGCCUACCAUUGUAGGGCUAUAGCGUCCCCAAAAGGAGGAUGACGUCGGCAGGAGAAUGGUCUCAUCUGUUUUACUAAUCAGCCCAUUGAGAGGGAAUUAUUCAGAAUGAGGAAAAUACGCGAAGAGAGCCGCAAAAUGUCAUUGUUGCGACAAGACGCCGGUCGUCGGCCUAGUGGCAUUCUCGGUGGUGGACAAGGGGCUUUGUCAGCCACAAAUGCAAGCCACCUCAGUAUUAAAACAUGUGCCAUGAUCCCAGUAUUUGACAUAAUACAAAACACGAUGUUUACUCACUUCCUUGUAAGUCCCAUUGUCCCACAGUUGUCACACACUUGUCUUGGCUGAUCUCUGGGUGAACCGAAACUUUCUGAAACCCAAAAAGGCUCACCCGCCUCUCCCUGGUGCAGCUACAAAAGCCUGCAGCCGUUUGGCUUGCGUGAUGCAAAAAAUAAACGAAUUAAUCUGCAAAAUCAGCUGAAUCCGCAGUCCAUCUGCAUGCUAUAAAGCAUGUACUGCAUGUACUGUAUAACUGUAUUGUGAGAUGCUGACCCGGGUGACGUCACAUUCGCAUUCGUCCUAAACCCGAGACUGAAGCAGGAAGUCCCUCAUUUUCAUGGUGCGGGGUUCAAAAAUUGAAUAUAUAAAAUGAUCGCUUCCACGUCCAAGCGGUCCAUUUCAUUCAGGAACAUAAAACACCACAUUAAAUAUAAACCCCGUCUGCGUGGCUGUCGCGCGCCCGGUGGGGCUUGCGUGCUGCUGGAUGUGGUAGGGCAUGCUCGGGUUGGGGGUUCCGGUGCCGGGAUUGGCGAUGAGGCGGCGUAGGGUUGGUCGCCAACGGGCUUACACUCAUAAGAGAUUCACACGAUUACUGGGUUCUAGAUCACAGAACUGAUUUGUGUACACUCUACCCCUUUCAAUCACUUAGCUUAUAGUCUUAUAGACACCCCCACCCCCAUUCUCGUCUUUCACUGGCCAAUUGGCCCCCACAUGGUGUAAACCGGAAAUACAUCUCGCUGACGAUAGCACCAGCAUAUUAGUAACUAGUUUAGAUGUUCAAUGUAUUUCUUGUUGUUGUUUGUGUAUGUGUUUCUUUUCUUUCUUCUCUUGUAUUUCUUUUCUUCUGUCCCCCCAUAAUCCCUUCCUGUUCGCUGCUUUGUCAUAAUAAAAAGGUAUUUUGAAUGAUCACAAUGGGAGUAUGUCAGACUCUCCAUGUGAAACAUUAAAACUGUUCAGAAUCCGGGCACUUAGACUUCCAUUCUCUGUGUCAAACAGCUGAAC
Messenger RNA from Corythoichthys intestinalis (scribbled pipefish), 8653 nucleotides. It is a transcript of the gene bambia, whose product is annotated as BMP and activin membrane-bound inhibitor (Xenopus laevis) homolog a. Gene Ontology annotation, molecular function: frizzled binding. Lineage: Eukaryota; Metazoa; Chordata; Actinopteri; Syngnathiformes; Syngnathidae. Gene Ontology annotation, biological process: transforming growth factor beta receptor signaling pathway; negative regulation of transforming growth factor beta receptor signaling pathway; positive regulation of canonical Wnt signaling pathway. The coding region runs from base 1011 to 1784 and encodes 257 amino acids. The transcript has 3 exons. The record is from RefSeq and is a predicted model, not a curated record.